This is a messenger RNA of Nanorana parkeri, 895 nucleotides long. It is a transcript of the gene ARHGDIA, whose product is annotated as Rho GDP dissociation inhibitor alpha. Gene Ontology annotation, cellular component: membrane; cytosol; cytoplasm. Gene Ontology annotation, biological process: Rho protein signal transduction. The coding region runs from base 127 to 741 and encodes 204 amino acids. NCBI's taxonomy places the organism in Eukaryota, Metazoa, Chordata, Amphibia, Anura, Dicroglossidae. Gene Ontology annotation, molecular function: Rho GDP-dissociation inhibitor activity; protein binding. The record is from RefSeq and is a predicted model, not a curated record. The transcript has 6 exons.
GCACAUCCCGGAAAAGCAGAGACGCGCGCACACGGCGGGGCGUGUACGGCCUUCGUUCGCCAUUCCUGAGGGUGGGAGCUGUGAGAGCGGGGUAUCGAACCGACGCCGGGUGCCCACUCUUGAACCAUGGCUGAGCACGAACCCACCUCAGAGCAGCUUGCACAGAUUGCAGCCGAAAACGAAGAGGACGAACAUUCUGUCAACUACAAGCCUCCAGCUCAGAAGACCAUUGAAGAGCUUCAGGCCCUGGACCAAGAUGACGAGAGUCUGAGGAAGUACAAAGAGGCUCUUCUGGGCCCUGUUCCCACCACAGUGGAUCCCGCUGCUCCAAACGUGGUUGUGACCAAACUGACCUUGGUAUGUGCAGAAGCUCCAGGACCACUUGAGCUGAACCUGACAGGGGAUCUGGAGAAGUUCAAGAAAGAAUCAUUCGCCCUAAAAGAAGGAGUCGAGUACAGAAUCAAAAUCAGUUUUAAGGUGAACAAGGAGAUUGUUUCCGGGCUGAGGUAUCAGCAGCAGACAUCCAGGAAAGGUGUAAAGUUGGACAAGACCACCUACAUGGUCGGAAGUUACGGACCUCGCAUUGAGGAAUACGAGUUCCUCACCCCGAUCGAAGAAGCCCCAAAAGGCAUGUUAGCCAGAGGCUGUUACAACAUGAAGUCGAUUUUCACCGACGACGACAAAACCAACCACCUCUCCUGGGAGUGGAACCUGACCAUCAGCAAGGAGUGGAAGAACUAGGCCUGCCCAGGGACGCCCUCCAAAGGCUCAACACCCCUAGUUCCUCCAACUCUCUGAGAAGUGCUGCCGGAUUGUGUUCCAACUCUGUACCACGUGGUGUCUCUUUCACCCCCCACACACACAGCUCCGUCCCAUAUAGUCCCUCUCCCCUCCC